Messenger RNA from Mus caroli (Ryukyu mouse), 1188 nucleotides. RefSeq names its product tryptase. Gene Ontology annotation, molecular function: serine-type endopeptidase activity. NCBI's taxonomy places the organism in Eukaryota, Metazoa, Chordata, Mammalia, Rodentia, Muridae. The record is from RefSeq and is a predicted model, not a curated record. Gene Ontology annotation, biological process: proteolysis.
AGAGAAGAUCGAAGACUGCUAAAGUGAUCUCUCCUGGACCCUGAAGCAGAGUGGCCAAGCCAUUAGAGUCCUCGGGCUGUUGGAAUGAACCUACUUUCCUGCUCCCAGGUUCCUGGCUUGUGCACCCCACAACCUGUUGGGCCUAGACUAGCCCUCACCUCCAACUGGGCCUGCACUACUCCUCACUGUGUCCAAAUGCUAAAGCUGCUGCUGUUCACGCUGCCCCUCCUGUCCAGCCUGGUGCAUGCAGCCCCCGGUUCAGCUAUGACACGAGAAGGCAUUGUGGGGGGACAGGAGGUACAUGGGAACAAGUGGCCCUGGCAGGUGAGCCUGCGUGCCAAUGACACCUACUGGAUGCAUUUCUGCGGUGGCUCCCUCAUCCACCCACAGUGGGUGCUCACUGCAGCACACUGUGUGGGACCGGAUGUUGCUGACCCCAACAAGGUCAGAGUACAGCUCCGCAAGCAGUACCUCUAUUACCAUGACCACCUGCUGACCGUGGGCCAGAUCAUCACACACCCCGACUUCUACAUUGUCCAGGAUGGGGCAGACAUUGCCCUGCUGAAACUCACAAACCCCGUGAACAUUUCUGACUAUGUCCACCCUAUCCCCCUACCUCCUGCCUCAGAGACCUUCCCCUCAGGAACGUUGUGCUGGGUGACAGGCUGGGGUAACAUCGACAAUGGUGUAAACCUGCCGCCACCAUUUCCUUUGAAGGAGGUGCAAGUUCCCAUUAUAGAAAACCACCUUUGUGACUUGAAGUAUCACAAAGGUCUCAUCACAGGUGACAAUGUCCACAUUGUCCGCGAUGACAUGCUGUGUGCUGGGAAUGAAGGACAUGACUCCUGCCAGGGCGACUCUGGAGGACCUCUGGUCUGCAAGGUAGAAGACACCUGGCUGCAGGCAGGCGUGGUCAGCUGGGGCGAGGGCUGCGCACAGCCCAACAGGCCUGGCAUCUACACCCGGGUCACCUAUUACUUGGACUGGAUCCACCGCUAUGUCCCCAAGGACUUCUGAGUCACAUCCAGGAUGACCUCCGUUCCUCCCAGCAUGCUGCUUCCUGCCCGGGUGGCAUCCCUGCCUUCCUCUCUUGCUCCCCAUCCUGAGUCCCAAUUCUCCCUUCCACUCAAGUAGCUACACUGCGCAGGCGCCGCUCUCUGCUAUGCCUCAAUAAAAUGCAUUAAAGCA